Messenger RNA from Heterobasidion irregulare TC 32-1, 567 nucleotides. RefSeq lists its product as uncharacterized. The record is from RefSeq and is a predicted model, not a curated record. Lineage: Eukaryota; Fungi; Basidiomycota; Agaricomycetes; Russulales; Bondarzewiaceae. The transcript is spliced from 5 exons. The coding region runs from base 1 to 567 and encodes 188 amino acids. Gene Ontology annotation, cellular component: mitochondrion; mitochondrial intermembrane space.
AUGCCCCCAAAAUCACCAGUGUUAGGUAGUCUGGCUGUACAAGCCCCCUCUUUAACACCGCAGAUCGUGCACGUCUCGCCAUCAACCUGCCAUAACCUCUCUCUUUUCAAGGAGCUCAUGAAAGAGUACCGCAGAUUGGACGACACGAUCACUAUGAGGCUGAAUCGCACGAACGCACAGUUCCGAGACCGAGACCGUCUGGGAACGGGUGGAAAGGGCAGCGUCCAGGACCAGACAUGCAUGUACAUCUGGAAAGAACUUGUCGAAAACUGGAAACGUCGUACGGACGUGAUCGAGUACUGCGUCGGCGUUGUCGAUCAGUCCAUGGAGCAGAAGCGACAGGCGCUAGGCGAGAAGGUUGGAGAUCCCGUGGAGCAGCGGAAGAUUCAGGGUGAUCUGUUUGCCGAUGAAGUAAAGAGGAAUCAAGUACAUAAUGAGCUUUCUGUGGAGAAGAUUGUGCGACAGCGCUCGCUCGAUGCAUUCUCGUCCCGGUGUAGAUACUUCGAACCUCCAUUAACCGAUGCAGAGGCUCGAAAAUGGUGGGACGAAGCGCACUCCCGCUCGUGA